AUGAUAAAAUAUGGAUUUAGCCAAAUCAUUAAAAGAAUACCAAUUCAAGACUCCUUUCUUAUGAAAAGUAUAUUCUAUAAAAUAAAAUAAUUUAGUACUCCAUUUUUGUUUGACAAUUGAAAAAUCAGCCAUAGCGAUUGGCAAAUUUAGAGAAAAAAAGACAUAAUAAGUUAGUUUUAAAUCAAUCAAACUAUCUACUUCAGCAAAAGAAAUCUAGGAAUUCCCUGUGUUCAUUGUUAUUUAUUUUUUAUGA
Messenger RNA from Paramecium pentaurelia, 253 nucleotides. Lineage: Eukaryota; Ciliophora; Oligohymenophorea; Peniculida; Parameciidae. The record is from the annotation of a GenBank genome assembly.